AUGGACGUCAUCAUCGAUCAAAUCCACGCUUUGGCCAAGACCUCUGACGAGGUCGGUCGUCUGGAAAUUCAAAGAGCUCUGCAUGAUGUUCAAAUGGAGAUGCAAAGUCCCAAGGAUCUCAUGUACAAUCUAGCAAACUCGCAACUCCUCCUUGGGAUUAUUCGCCUUGGGGCUGACUUGAAGCUGUUCCGCAUAAUCGCUAGCCAGAAUGGAUCCGUGACUGUCUCCCAGCUGGCCAAGACUACUCAAGCAUCUCCAUUAUUGCUAGAGAGACUGCUCCGGUAUCUCGCUUCGAACAGCAUGAUCAAGGAAACCGGUCUCAAUGAAUAUCAGGCAAACAAAAAUACUCACAUCCUUGCUGAUGAAAAGGGAGAGGCCAUGGUGUACCACGGAUUUGAUUUCCAUGGACCCAUUGUCAGCGCAAUGCCUGAAUUUUUCAAAGAAAACAACUAUCAAGACAUUGAUAGCACUACCAAUACCCCCUUCCAAAAGGCUCACAAUACUACGCUCAGUUCCUUUGAAUGGUUUGUUCAGCACCCAAAGCAUUUCGAGUCUUUGCAAAAGGUCAUGACUGUACUUGAGGGUGCGGAGUGGACUGUCGGAUUCGACCACUUGGAUUUGGCGGCCAAAGCAGUCCCCUCUAUCUCUCCUCGGCCUUCCGAGAAGCCCUUCUUUGUGGAUGUAGGAGGUGGCCACGGACAUCAGUGCAUUCAGCUUGGCAAGAAAUACCCGAACCUUCUAGGACGUCUUGUCCUUCAGGAUCUUCCAGAGGCUAUCAAUAAGCUGCCCUUGAUUGAGGGUGUGAAGGCUGAAGCUUAUGACUUCUUCAAGAGGCAGCCCGUUACUGGUGCCAAAUUUUAUUAUCUUCGACGUAUCCUGCACGAUUGGCCCGAUAAAGAGUGCACAAAGAUUCUCCAAAACACCCUCGAUGCCAUGGAUGCAGACUCCCGCAUUCUCAUUGAUGACGUUGUCUUGCCGGAUACUGGAGCCGUUUGGCAGGCGACGAUGGCUGAUAUUUCCAUGAUGAUUGGACUUGGAGGAAAGGAACGGACAGUCCAUCAGUGGCAUUCACUGGCCGGAUCUGCAGGCUUGCGGGUUGAGCAAAUCCAUACCUACACUGCAUCUACCUACACCUCUAUUGUCGUCAUGGCGCCGAAAUAG
This is a messenger RNA of Penicillium cataractarum, 1161 nucleotides long. Its product is annotated as S-adenosyl-L-methionine-dependent methyltransferase. The coding region runs from base 1 to 1161 and encodes 386 amino acids. The record is from RefSeq and is a predicted model, not a curated record. The transcript has 5 exons. Gene Ontology annotation, molecular function: O-methyltransferase activity. NCBI's taxonomy places the organism in Eukaryota, Fungi, Ascomycota, Eurotiomycetes, Eurotiales, Aspergillaceae.